Acanthochromis polyacanthus (spiny chromis) is the source of this 5258-nucleotide messenger RNA. Its product is annotated as zinc finger MYM-type protein 1-like. Bases 2967 to 4415 code for a protein of 482 amino acids. NCBI's taxonomy places the organism in Eukaryota, Metazoa, Chordata, Actinopteri, Pomacentridae. The transcript has 3 exons. Gene Ontology annotation, molecular function: protein dimerization activity. The record is from RefSeq and is a predicted model, not a curated record.
GCGCCAUUUUUGAGAUUGACUUCCGGUUGACCGUCUUCGCACUACAACAACAUCAAGUCCUCUCGCUACUGUAGCUACUUUUAACUGUUCUUUUAAGCGAUUUUAACAUGUUUGGCAUCAAUUGCGCUGUCCGUGGGUGCCACAACAACUGGGGAAAGAUGAAGCUUUCUCUCUUUCAGAAUUGUUUAGAGCACGGAAAGGUUCGAUCUGAAUGCUGCGGACCAGCUCAUGGCUAUGUAAACACACAGCUUGCAUCGGUCACUGUCAGCGCAACUACAGCGAUUCUACUAAAAUUCAGUUUCCACUAAAGACCUAGCUGUGCCAUCAGUGAGGUAAAAAGAUACUCUCUGCUAUUUUAAAACGUUGUUAUGACUGCGGUUUGGUCAGAAUCAUUUUUUUGUUGCUCCAGGGAAUUAGCAUUAGCUUGUGACAGGGCUAAUAACACAGUAAACUGCAGGAGCUGUUUCAGAAAUGACAAUAACAACCUCCGUUUGCACAACCGCAUCAUAUAUACAUGAAUCAAAUAAAGUUUUAUUCAAAUCAACAUACCUUCCAUAAUAUCGCAGCAGUGUGACAGCAGGACCGUCCCAACCCAGCGAUACAGGAGCAUCCCGUGGUCUCCACCACUCCAUCAGCUGUCACCAACACCCACGCCAUGUGUGUGGAGGUACUAGCCUGACUCGGGCUGACAUUAGCUUUAAGAAACGUAUAUUCCCAUUCUUGAUGUAACAGAACAGCGCUGACUUUACCACUGUGCAAAUAUUGAUAGGCUUCAGUGCUCUUAUAAUUCCUCAUAGCCGAGCGUUCUACGCCAAGAGACAACACGAAAUAGUUAAAAAUAUCGCCAUACAUGACUUGUGGCCACUUUUUCAUGUCAUCCUCCCACUCUGUAAUUAGUCACGGAUGCGGCAGACUUGAUCCAUUUCUGUUUUUUAAAGAGGUUUCCGUUUCUUCCCACAUCACUCUCUCAGUUGUAAACACCGGCAUGAUCGAGUUACCGGAAGUGCUACUCAAAACAGGAAGUCCCGCCCGUUGGAAAAUGGGCGGAGCUGAAUAAGGUGAAUUGACACAGUAAACAUAAAUACGUAUUUAAAGUAAUUAACACAUCUGCACAGUGUUCACUCAUACAAUGGGUCUCAUUUUUAUUUUUAUAAGCCUUUCCAUUCCAUAUUGGGGGUUUUUUCGGGGUUGUUUUACACGUUUUAAUGGGAAUGGCGAGUGUGACGUCACGGACCACUUCCGUGUCCUACGCCGCAGAGCACCGAAUGAAAACACAACGGCAGUAGCGAAAGAACCGGUCACCUUUUUCACUGUGACAUCUUAUUUUGCGGAUUUUCCGAAGUCGGUAAAGCGAGGUCUUACAACUCAAACAGAGUGGCAGGUGGUUUAAAAGGGAAAGAUUCCCAGCAGCACACUCUAGCGCUAACUUGUGCAGGGAGCACAUGGCUAAUUUGCAUAUGUAAAUAACUAUGCAUCUCUUUACACUAAUCAUGAAUGCAUAACAGUUAAAAUAAUCUUAGCCAAACAUUUUUAGCAAGUCAGUCCAAGUAUUGGACUCAAUUAAAUCCAAGUCACAUAGACCCAUAUCCUAGUCAAGUCGAGUAUUUUGGGCAGAUUGGUCAAACAAGUCCAAGUCCCCAAAACUGGGACAAAAGUCUCCCUCAGCAGACUUUAUUCUUAUAAAUUAAAAGUAUAAACUUAUUAUCAGAGACUUUAAUCUCGACCACUUUUAGUUUCUUUUGUAAUGUGGCCCAAACACUCCUCGUAACACAAAAAGAUAACAUGAUUCAAGCGGCUAAUACUAGCUAGCGCACGUUAGCUCCCAGCGCUAAAUGUAUUUUCUAAGAUUAGAAAUCCGACUUACCUUAUCAGUGUCAGCCAUCUUCUCUUCUCCUUUUUGUCCAGAGGAAAGCGGUAGAAAGAUAUCGUUUUAUUUACAUAAUUUCUAUUGUUGCAACAGGAGACACAACACAGCACCAUUAUAUCAUUGGUUUGGUAGGACACGGAAGUGACGUUUUUGGGCCAUCCCCAUAGCGAGGGGCGCCUGCCAAAUGAGCGUGCAUGUACAUUCUUUUGGCUUUCAUGUGACUUAUUACUGGUCUCUAAUUGGUUACUUAAAGAUUGCCCUCCGGGCGCAGCUCUUUGCGUCCCUGGCGAAUCAGCGCGUUUGGGUGGUCAUUUUUCAUCUGAUCUGAUUGAUUCAUGAUACCUGUCAAUCAAAGUCACCCCUGGCAGCGUACACAGACACAUACGAGAGAGACAGACAGACCACAACAAGACAGAAGAUGAUGGCGGAAGCAAAAGAAAAUUCGGUUGUUUCUUUACGAAAUAAUCCUUUUACGAGGCGUUCGCUGGAGGAAAAAAAAGGAUAAAGGAGCUAGGACCAGAGCAACCUGAUUUGCAAAUCCAGCAGCAGGCAAGUGACCGUGGACGGAGUUACACCCGGGGCUUCUCCCGCCUGUGUUAUGCUAAACACAGCUUGCUAGCUGGAUGUGAAGUUAGCAAUGUUCUGUAGUGCUUUCCCUGCUUGCUUUUUCAAAGUGUUGGUACUGAAGUUCUGUAGACAACAACGGGGGUCGGAGACCUGAAACAUCUCUGAAAAAAUGCAAACAGCAUGAAGGUAGCCGUAGCCACCUUUACAACAGCAUGAAGCUACAGUUUUUUUGGCCGUGUUAGCAUUGCUGAACAACUAGAUGAGGGCUACAGCGUUGGCAUUAGAAGGCACAAUGAAGAGGUGACAAAAAAUCGUCACAUACUGUCCAGGACAAUCGACUGUGAAAUUUUGUGGGACCUUUGAGUUGGCUUUACGUGGCCACUAUGAGAGUGAGAGCUCCGUUAACCCUGGGAUAUUUCGUGGGUUGGUGGAUUUUGUUGCCUCUCUGGAUGGAGCUUUGAAAGAGCACCUUGAAACUGCCACUGUUUUUAAGGGUACUUCAAAAACUGUCCAAAAUGAGCUCCUGGACUGUAUGUUGUCUGUUGCAAGGGAGCAAAUGAUUAAAGAAGCCCAAAAGAGUGUUUUUGUAUCAAUCCAGGCAGAUGAGACAACAGAUAUUUCAACACAGUCACAACUUGUGCUUGUACUACGCUACAUUGAUGACAAACACAGUGUGCAGGAAAGAUUUUUUGAAUUCAUUCCUCUGCAGUCAGCUACGUCUGAGUCCAUUGCUACUGCAUUAACAGAGCGUCUUGCUGCCAUCAUUCCUGAGGAUCAGAAAAGCAAGCUAAUCUGCCAGGCAUAUGAUGGAGCCAGUGUGAUGAGGGGUGCCACUGCAGGUGUUCAGAGGAAAAUCAAAGAUGUGUACCCAAAUGCCCACUAUAUCCACUGCUAUGCACACCAACUCAACCUGAUCAUGCAGCAGGCCACCUCUCACAUUUCCAAGGUGAGAAUUUUUUUUCUGACCUGGGUGGAUUUGCCAGCUUUUUUUCCAGAUCACCCAAGCGUACAGCUGUUCUUGAUAAAAUGGUGGCCCAUAGACUGCCAACAUCCAGCAAUGUCAGAUGGAACUUUCACAGCCGAGCCAUCAACACUGUUUGAGCACAGGGAGGAUCUCAUUCAGUGUUUUGAGAACAUACGAGACUCGGGUGACUUUGAUGCCAGUACCAUCAGAGAGGCAGGAGCCAUGGCCAUGCUGCUGGAACAUCAGGACUUUAAGUUCUUUCUGGAACUUUUUCACCACAUCAUGCUACAUGUGGACCUCCUCCAUGCCAAGCUCCAGAAGAAGAACAUAGAUGCAGUCCACAUAAAAGUGAGCAUCCUGCAGUUUGAACAGGACAUCGAAAACAUCAGAAAUUCUCUCCAUUAUAUGGGUGAGCAAAGAAGUGGCUGUCUGACAGCAAAGAGGCGUCGGGCACUCAGUUCAGAGGAUCGUCAAAGGGUUGCAGAAGAGAUCUGCAACACCAUUCUGGGACACACCACGGAGCGCUUCUCCUUCACCGACCAUCUCGUCUGUGCAACCUUGUUGCCGGGGGACAGGUUUGAAGAACAUCACGGGUCAUUUCCUGAAGAGGCACUGCAACGCACUUUGAAGGCCUACCCAAUGCUGAAUGGAAGCAAGCUGAAGACAGAACGCGGUCUCAUCUCCAGCAAAGUAGAGUUCAGAGCCUGCUGUGGUGCACUGGACCUAUUCCAGCUGUUCAUGGAGAACAAUCUUGAAGUUGUCUUUUCAGAAACUGUCAAUAUUUUAAGGAUCCUGAUCACCACACCCAUGACCACAGCUGAAGCAGAGAGGUGUUUCUCAACCUUGAAAAGAGUGAAAACUUUUCUCAGAAACACCAUGACCCAGGAAAGGCUGAAUGCCUUGGCCAUGCUCUCCAUGGAAAAGAGACUUGUUUGUGAAAUGACAGAUUUCAAUCAGAAAGUCAUUGAUAAAUUUGCUGGUCUGAUGGAGAGGAGAGCAAAAUGUAUGUUCAAGUAAUUGUUUUGUUGUAAUGCCCGUCUGCUAGUGCGCCCCCCCAAAAAAUAUUUUAUCACCAGCCGCCACUGCUAUGAACAGAGAAUGAUAAACUGUUGAAAGAGUUGGUCUGUCCCAUAAGUGAAAGUUAAACUCAACUGGUUCACUGAGGAUGUCGUCAUUUCAGUCUUCUUCACAACCAGAUGUUUUCCUUCUGUUGGCUUCACUCAGAAGAUCCUCACAGUGAACAUGAGACAUUAGAGUAUCAACAUCAACAGCGGUCAUUUGACAGUGACCCUGGAAAGAUUUCGAACUUCAAAUGUAGUUUUCCAAGCACUGCCGGUCGUCACUUUACCUUUAGGGGAGAGGACUGUUUUCUUCCUUCAACUUAUCUGUACUGCAUGUUAAAUGUAAUAAUUGUAGUGUUCAUCUUCACUUUCGUCAUAAUCUGGGAAUUUAUUUUUCCAAUCUACACUACAGUAGGAAGUACUACAUGUCAAUAGUCAUUACACAAUGUUUACCGUUUACUUCAAAAGUGUGGCGUACUUCACAAAAUCCUGUGACUCCUUGCAAAUGUUUUUCAUGGGCUAUAGAAUUUAGACCUUUUCUUUCCAUUAAUUGUAACACCAGGUCAGUUUGCUUUUAUCUGUCAGAGAAGUUUUGUUGUUGUAAAAGAGAAUCACAGUCAGAUCUGCUUCUAGACUCAAGAACCUUCAUCAUCACCGCUACAUGUUUAAAUGUGUUCAUCUGAACUCAUUUUAAAUCACAUUUAAAACCACAGAAUAUGAAAGUGGACAUUGUUGUUCAGUUAAACUCAAACUGCUUUGUUCAGGCUAUUUCUGCAUUAAAUUCAGUUAUAAAGUUGAA